Molecule: messenger RNA, 2154 nt
Organism: Ustilaginoidea virens
Lineage: Eukaryota; Fungi; Ascomycota; Sordariomycetes; Hypocreales; Clavicipitaceae
Exons: 5
Coding region: 1-2154 (717 amino acids)
Biological process (GO): regulation of DNA-templated transcription; DNA-templated transcription
Cellular component (GO): nucleus
Molecular function (GO): zinc ion binding; DNA-binding transcription factor activity, RNA polymerase II-specific; DNA binding
Source: RefSeq, a predicted model, not a curated record
AUGACCGAGAGUACAAACAACGCGACGCAGCAUCAUCGCUCAGCCUGCACCGAGUGCCAGCGGCGCAAGCAAAAGUGCAACCGGGAAUGGCCGUGCAAUCAUUGUCAAAAACGCAAGGUUGCCGACAAAUGCAGCUUCGCCUCUGGCGCUGCGCAACCCGGCCCCGAAAGGGGCUCGAUUCAACCUGCGACUCGGAAGCGUCCGUUUAGCCAUGAGCCAUACCCAGAGACCGCAACAUCCAGUCCUUGGGACGACUUUGGCUCCGACUUUGAGUCCUUGGGAUAUACGGCAUCCCACCUCUUUGCUGGUCUCAGUACAAAUCAGACGCGGAAAAGCAAGGCCGUGCCCAAAUCGUACAACCAGUACUACUUGGACGCAUCCUCAUGCCCGCAGCUCAAGCGCGCCUUGCAGCUUCUCCCCCCGCGGCCUUACACAGAUUCAAUGGUCCAGAAUUUUCUCGACAACGUCAACUUUCACUUCUACAUACUCUAUCCGUCUUCAUUCCUCGACGAGUAUCGCACUUGGUGGUCUCUCCGUUCAGAGAACCGCCCCCUUGGAUUGCAAUGGACAUGCCUGCUGCUCAUGGUAUGCGCCUGCUCCACGCAGUAUACCGACGUGGAACUUGAAAGAAAGCUCGAGAUGGAUCUGGGAUCUCCUACAAGGAAGCUUUCUGAACAGUACCACAACGCAGCACGCGAACUACACAGCGUCAUUCCUGUGGGAAACAACCAUCUGCUCAACGUCCAAGCGCUGCUGCACUGUAGCUAUUGGUGCCAGUCCCAAGGUCAGUUCGUAGAAGGCUGGCAUGUUCUGAGCGCCGCCAUUCGAGAAGCGCAGGAGCUGGGCAUUCACCAGGAAACGGUGACUGGGCACAUGUCCGAGUUUGAUCGAGAAAUGCGGAGAAGGAUUUGGUGCAUCCUUGAUACUUGGGACUGGCAAUUAUCUGCUUUGCUAUCGAGGCCGGCAAUCGUUGACCGUACCGACUGUGACGUUGGACUUCCUGUCCUCACGUUGGAGGGCUACUCGCCGUCCCCCUUGCUUCACAUGAAACUCUUCUCAGAGGCCAUCAGGCUUGUAUCGAAACGGUUCGGAACGACAAAGAACAUUGUGCAACCCGCCGACGUACAAGAAUACCAACGUAUUUUGGAAACGUGGAUGAGUACGUUCCCGCCGCCGUAUCGGUUUCAUCAUUUUGAUGAAAGCAAUGACUCGUCUCGACCUUGGAUUGUGCUGCACCGUCAUUGCCUUCGCACCAUGUCCUUGUCCAUGAUGCUCGAACCUUUCAGGGCUUACCUGACCAAGCCAAUGUCGAUGCAAUCGCGGGGCGAAGAGCUCAUGGUUCGCAGCGACGGUAUCGACUAUGCACUGAUGUUGAUGGAUGCUUUGCAUCGGUUCUUCGACCAUGUUUUCCCGCGCGACGCAGAGUUCCACUUUGUCCUCUUUUGCAUAUUCGACACCGCCGCCGUUCUCUGCGCAGCCCUCAUGCACGACCAGGAUCUGAGCAUACCCCGGAGAGACGACAUGAUCGAGGCCAUCGACGGCGCCGUCGCAAUGUUGAAGCGACUAAACAAUGUGACGAGAACAGCAAGGUCGUCUUACCAGGUCUUGGUCAAGGUUGCAGGGCGAAUAGCUCGGCCCACCCCGGCAUCGAGAAGAGGCUCCGAUUUCCCGAGGCCGGGAUCCAAGGUGAAGGAUCUCGCCCUGACACCGCCUAGUAUGAGCAAAGCAGAACUCGCCGUGGCCAGCGACGCCGAUCCCGCAUCUGCGGACUCGCACGCACACUACACCACGCCGCCGAACGAACCCUUCAUGUAUCAAGCUCCAGCCCCGCAGUCAACGUCGUCCUCGUACUACUACAACAGCAGCGACGGCUCGGCGCUGUAUGCUCCGCCUACUACAAUGGCCCCCAUGUUCGACCGCUCCGUCUUGUCGCAACCGCAACCAUUCGAUGGAAUGCCCAUGACUGGAUACGGCGUGGAGUAUCCAGCGAUGUACAUGGAGUAUCCAGCGAUGUACAUGGACAUGACGACGCCAUGCGCGGACGACCUAUACAGCGCCGUCAAUCUGGGACCGAUAUCUGAAGGCGAGCUGGGUGACUUGGCAGCGUUGUGGAACUAUGAGAGCCUUAAUCUGGGCUUCAUCAACCCUGGCUAA